Antrostomus carolinensis (chuck-will's-widow) is the source of this 828-nucleotide messenger RNA. RefSeq names its product ephrin type-A receptor 6-like. Gene Ontology annotation, cellular component: dendrite; plasma membrane. The transcript is spliced from 5 exons. NCBI's taxonomy places the organism in Eukaryota, Metazoa, Chordata, Aves, Caprimulgiformes, Caprimulgidae. The annotation marks the transcript as partial. The record is from RefSeq and is a predicted model, not a curated record. Gene Ontology annotation, molecular function: protein binding; transmembrane-ephrin receptor activity. Gene Ontology annotation, biological process: axon guidance; protein phosphorylation; ephrin receptor signaling pathway.
CUUGCAGGCCUGGAUUCUAUAAAGCAUUUGCUGGAAAUGUAAAGUGUUCCAAGUGCCCUCCACACAGUUUGACUUACUCAGAAGCAACUUCUGUCUGUCAGUGUGAGAAAGGUUACUUCAGAGCUGAGAAGGACCCACCAACUAUGGCAUGUACCCGUCCACCUUCUGCUCCAAGGAAUGUGAUUUUUAACAUUAAUGAAACAGCUCUCAUGUUGGAAUGGAGCCCCCCGAGUGACACUGGAGGAAGGAAAGAUCUCACUUACAGUGUCAUCUGUAAGAAAUGCGGGUCAGACGCCAGCCAGUGUGAGAUCUGUGGGGGAGGGAUCCGCUUCAUCCCCAGGCACACGGGUCUCAUCAACUCCUCGGUGACAGUGCUUGACUUUGUGUCGCACGUGAACUACACCUUUGAGAUCGAAGCCACAAAUGGGGUCUCGGAGCUGAGUUUCUCCCCCAAGCAGUUCACAGCUAUCACAGUUACCACAGACCAAGAUGCACCCUCCUUGAUAGGUAUGGUAAGGAAGGACUGGGCUUCCCAAAACAGCAUUGCCCUCUCCUGGCAAGAGCCGGACUUUCCCCAUGGAGCCAUUCUGGACUACGAGAUCAAGUACUAUGAGAAAGUCUACCCACGGAUAGCGCCGGCAUUUUGGCACUACCUGCGGGUAGAAGAGCAUGAGCAGCUCAGCUAUUCCUCCACAAGGUCCAAGGCUCCAAGUGUUAUCAUCACAGGUCUCAAGCCAGCCACCAAGUAUAUAUUUCAUAUCAGAGUCAGAACGGCAGCAGGAUACAGCGGCUAUAGCCAGAAGUUUGAAUUUGAAACUGGAGAUGAAA